UGGCCGUAGUAGUCCAUGUUUGAAUCCUUAACGAAACAACAACAAACCUUCUCAAUCUCAUUCAACACAAAAUCACCUGCGAAAUAUAUAAAAAAAAAAACACGCACCAAAUCUCCCUCUCCUUCAAUCUCCAAUUCUAGGGUUUCACAUUCUUCCAAUUCCCAAUUCCAGGUGCAUCAUUCUGAUUUCCAAAACCUAAUUAGGUUACGCAAUCCCCUUUUUUCAUACCUGGUAGUUCACAAUGCCGCCAUUUUCUUCCACCUCGAAGGCACUUCGCUCCUUAGCAUCACGCAGAAAUGGAUUCACUCAAUUGAUUAGGUCUAGCAACAGCGCUGAGAAAAAACUCGAUGGUUGCCGAUGCUUUACUUCCAUUGCCGACAGAGCCACCCAUCCGAUUCAACCCUUUGGCUCUCGCACCGGUUUUGCCCCCAUAACCGGAGUUUUCAAGAGUAUCAAUAAUAAUUCUGUGCAAUCAAGGCACUUUCUUGGAUGUGGUGAUGGUGAAGAAGGUGUUCUAUCUAAAACCUAUGAGGAGAAGCGCGUUUUAGGGUACUCGCCGGAGCAAUUGUUUGAGGUUGUUGCAGCUGUUGAUUUCUAUCACGGUUUUGUUCCGUGGUGUCAGAAGUCCAAUAUACUUAAACAUUUUCCUGAUGGGUCAUUUGAUGCUGAGUUGGAGAUUGGGUUUAAAUUUCUUGUUGAGAGUUAUGUUUCUCAUGUUGAAUUGGAAAGACCGAAGCGUAUCAAGACAACUGUGUCACAGAGUACCCUAUUUGACCAUUUAAUAAACGUAUGGGAAUUUAAUCCUGGCCCGGUUCCAGGAACUUGCAGUCUUUAUUUCUUGGUCGAUUUCAAUUUUUCAAAACUAGAUGAAGUGAAACUGUAACAAUUCCUGUAUACUAGCAAUUUCUUACAUUUUUCUAGGCCCUGUUGAGCCAAGAGAACCCCUAACAGGCUUGGGCUUAGCUCAUUUAUAAAAGAGAUAGCACAGGCUCAACUUAUGUGUUAAUUAGCCAAAAUAGCUUAAUUGCAGUAAGUUCGGAAUUUUGGAUACAAGUCUUUUCCGUAUAAACAAGAUCAUAUUCUUAAUGAGGCCAAGGCAAUUAUGAGCACUCAUCAAAUGAGUGCCUCUACAAAAUUUAUAUGUUAAGUUGUAUGUUGAAAGAGAGACUUUUUUAGAGAACUUGUGUACAUGGGCUUCAUACUUACUCCCUCCGUUCCUAUUUAACUGUCCACUUUGAAGAAAUUUGUUUGUUCCUAUUUAACUGUCCACUUAGCAUUUCAAGAGAGCAUUAAAUGAUGUUUUUACAACAAAUGCCCUUGUCAGUACAAUAAAUUAGGAGAGAUAACACAUACUUUAAAGGGUAAAAUAGAAAAAUAAUCCUCACUUUUUCUAAAAAUCAACAAAAUUAAUCACACCCUUAAUAUGUGUGCCUCCACUCAAAGUGGACAGUUAAAUAGGAACGGAGAGAGUACUAUUUAUAGCUUGAUUACAAUCAAUCAAUCGAGUAAUCAAGGCUGUAAUUAGAAGUUGAUUAGGAGCUAACUUAAUGCCUAAUAAGUUAUAGCUAACUCGCGCCUAAUUAUUAGUCAAUCAACAUAAUUAUUGUUCAUUAUAUAUUUUAAAAUAUCUGAUGAACAUUAUAUAUCGUAUAUUGUUCUUUCUUUAUUUUCACAUCUUCUCUGCAACUUUAGAUAAGCUGCUGCAGUAUCAUUUUUGUCUUAUUCUUCUGCGAGUGUCAUGCUUGAGCAUCAAUUAAUCCUUGUGGGGCAUGCGAUAAAUAACUUGUGGCGUACUAAGCCCUUUGGUCAAAACUGCUAUAUAACCAAACCAUAAUAUAUGGUACCGAGCUGAGUAUUGGCAUACGGAUGCAGAUUGGUCUAACUGAUUUUAGUGCUUUUAUUCCCUAUGAUUGUUCACAUUCAGUCAUGUUAUAUCUUUAUAAUUGCUAGAGUGCUUAAGUUGCUCUGAUAUCUUUCUCUUCAUUUCUUCCUUUCUUAAUAUUUGUGAUAGCAGAAGAUUUCUCUUAAUAUCUACUGAUUGCUCUAAUUGUUUUUUUGUGUGUCCAGACAACUGUGUCACAGAGUACCCUAUUUGACCAUUUAAUAAACGUAUGGGAAUUUAAUCCUGGCCCGGUUCCAGGAACUUGCAGUCUUUAUUUCUUGGUCGAUUUUAAGUUUCAGUCU
This is a messenger RNA of Lotus japonicus, 2184 nucleotides long. RefSeq lists its product as uncharacterized. Gene Ontology annotation, molecular function: ubiquinone binding. The transcript is spliced from 3 exons. Gene Ontology annotation, biological process: cellular respiration; ubiquinone biosynthetic process. NCBI's taxonomy places the organism in Eukaryota, Viridiplantae, Streptophyta, Magnoliopsida, Fabales, Fabaceae. Bases 242 to 883 code for a protein of 213 amino acids. The record is from RefSeq and is a predicted model, not a curated record.